Durio zibethinus is the source of this 1766-nucleotide messenger RNA. It is a transcript of the gene HINT4, whose product is annotated as histidine triad nucleotide-binding 4. Gene Ontology annotation, molecular function: catalytic activity. The record is from RefSeq and is a predicted model, not a curated record. NCBI's taxonomy places the organism in Eukaryota, Viridiplantae, Streptophyta, Magnoliopsida, Malvales, Malvaceae.
AAGCGCAGAAAUUAUAGGAUACGAGAUCGUUUUGGAAAGGGUGAUCAGUGAGUUGGGGAUUUAGGGAUUUGGAAGUGGUCUCGGAAAUGGCGGGAGGGGCCUCAUCAUCAUGCAUCUUCUGUCAAAUUGCUCGCAAUUCCACUGCCAAUACUCUCCUUCACUCUGAUGACAAAGUCGUUGCAUUUCAAGACAUCAAGCCUUCUGCUUUAAGGCAUUACUUAGUAAUCCCUGUGAGCCACAUUCCAACAGUCAAAGAUCUUCAAAACAGAAAUGAAGAUUACACUUUGGUAAGUCAUAUGUUAAACGUGGGACAAACGCUAUUACGCAGAGAUGCGCCUCAGUCAAUUCAAUACAGAUUUGGUUUUCAUCAGCCUCCGUUGAAUAGCGUUGACCAUCUCCAUCUCCACUGUUUGGCUCUUCCCUUCAUGCCUAGAUGGAAACAAGUAAAAUAUUUGUCUUUGGGACCACUUGGUGGGUUUAUUGAAGCUGAGAAGUUGUUGGAGAAGAUAAAACCUUUCUCGCCAAUUUCUCCAUAGGUGCAAUUGGAUCACAGUUGAAUUUCUCUGUUAUAUUGAAAUCAAGGUAUUUUGUUAUAUUUAUGUAACUUCCCUGGCAAGUCAUUAUUGUUUGUUGAAGAUAUAGAAUGCCCCUAUAAGCUUAUUCUUCAUUUGUUCUAUAAGGAUUUGUGUUAUACUAGAGAAGGGUUAUUGUUCCUAAUAAGCUUACAUAAAAUUUUUCACAUGCACAUGUUCAUAAUUAAUGCUCCUAUUUAUACUUUUCUUUUGGUUACAUUGUUUGAGAUUAAUAUUAAUUUGUGUUUGAUACUCAAGGGUUGCUAAGCUUAUGGCUAAGAAAGGUCUUGUCUGCUUCUAAGAAAUCAAUAGGAGUAAAAGUAGAGUUUGGUGAAAUAGCUCUGAUCCUCUGUUAAUCAUUUGACAUUUUUUAAGCAUUGGUCAUAAUAUGCUGUAUGUGAUGAAUAUAAAAAUUUUGCUGGUUAGUACUGCAACCUAUAGUAAAUUUUGCUAACUGCUAGAGGGUAAAUUUUUUCUGUUUGGUGAGCACCAGAAGUUGCAGCUUUAUACAGAUUUGACAUCCAUUGUGCAAUUCUCUAACACGAACAUUUUAUUUCACUAUAAUAAUUACACAAUAUUUGUAAAGAAUGGUUGUUCAAAAAUUUCAACUUAAUAUUGAUUGUUAUCUUUAUUUUAGCUGGAGCAUCUUAGAUUCACUUUAGCUUCACUCUUAGGAAAUACUACAUAGAUUUACAUUAGUUCUACUCUUAUGAAAUGCCUAAUGGUUUUCAGUUAUUUCUUUUGCAAGCAUUUGAGGAGAAACAUAGCUAAUAUUAGUAUGAAUAUAUAGUUACGGCAGUGAAAUGCACGCUGCUUACUGACAACCAUAUUUAAGGAGUAUUUAAGGAGAUUCUUCCCAUGUUGUGCUGUUCUAUUUGGUUUUGAUUCUGUUGGUAAGGUCCAUGAAAACCAUUUGGGCAGUUUCUUAAUUUUCUAGAGGUCAGUAGCAGGGAAAUUGGGAUUUUUUCCUUUAAGAUUGGGAAUGAUAUCAUCAGUUAUUACUUCAUGACCAAGACAUUCCUCUAUCAUCGUGAUAGCAGAUAAAUUGCAAAAGUGGUUGCAUCUUGCGCUUGGAAUAUGUUGUGUUGUUCUUAGGCAUUAAUAUCUUUCAGAGGCUUAUCUGAGGAUACUGCAAUAGAAAAGUCAGAGAUUAAAUGUGAUUAAUGUGACUAACUCUCAUCAUCUUUCUGUCUA